GUGGGGGAGUCUGCUGAAUGGCCUCUCGCUUCCCUAUUCAUUUCUUCUCCUGCUGCUUCCUGCGCUCCUUGGCCGCUGCCGCCACCAUCCCUCGGUUGGUGGGUGAAUGAAAGGCAGAGGCUGCGGGAGGAGCUGGUCUAAGAACUGCCCUGCAGACACUGCCGGACCGCCCAAGAGGGAACGAGCCGGAGCCAGAACUGGAGAUGUACGGUGUGUGUGGCUGUUGUGGUGCCCUUCGCCCCCGAUACAAGAGACUGGUUGACAACAUCUUCCCUGAGGACCCGGAGGAUGGCCUCGUGAAAACCAACAUGGAGAAGCUGACCUUCUAUGCCCUCUCAGCUCCAGAGAAGCUAGACCGGAUUGGUGCCUACCUCUCUGAAAGGCUUAUCCGUGAUGUGGGCCGCCAUAGAUAUGGCUAUGUGUGCAUCGCAAUGGAGGCUCUGGACCAGUUGCUUAUGGCCUGCCAUUGUCAGAGCAUCAACCUGUUUGUAGAAAGCUUCCUGAAGAUGGUGGCCAAGCUGUUGGAGUCUGAGAAGCCCAAUCUGCAGAUCCUAGGCACAAAUUCGUUUGUGAAGUUUGCCAACAUAGAAGAAGACACUCCUUCCUAUCAUCGGAGCUAUGAUUUCUUCGUGUCACGAUUCAGUGAAAUGUGUCACUCCAGCCAUGAUGACUUGGAGAUCAAGACCAAGAUCCGUAUGUCAGGCAUCAAAGGCCUUCAAGGGGUGGUGAGGAAGACAGUGAAUGAUGAGUUGCAGGCCAACAUCUGGGACCCACAGCACAUGGACAAGAUUGUCCCUUCGCUGCUAUUCAACCUGCAGCAUGUAGAGGAAGCUGAGAGCAGGUCUCCCUCACCCUUACAGGCCACAGAGAAAGAAAAGGAGAGCCCGGCAGAACUGGCCGAGAGGUGCCUCCGAGAACUGCUGGGCAGGGCCGCCUAUGGCAACAUCAAAAAUGCCAUCAAGCCUGUACUCAUUCACCUAGAUAACCAUUCUCUCUGGGAACCCAAGGUGUUUGCCAUCCGUUGCUUUAAAAUCAUCAUGUAUUCAGUGCAGCCCCAGCACUCCCACCUCGUGAUCCAGCAGCUCCUGAGUCACCUGGAUGCCAACAGCCGCAGCGCAGCCACCGUCCGGGCGGGCAUUGUGGAGGUCCUGUCUGAAGCAGCUGUCAUUGCUGCUACUGGCUCUGUGGGUCCCACAGUCCUAGAGAUGUUCAAUACUUUGCUAAGACAGCUACGGCUCAGCAUCGACUAUGCCCUGACUGGCAGCUAUGAUGGAGCCAUCAGCGUUGGCCCCAAGAUCAUCAAGGAGCAUGAGGAGAGAAUGUUUCAGGAGGCUGUUAUCAAGACCACUGGAUCCUUUGCCAGCACAUUGCCUACUUAUCAACGCUCUGAAGUAAUGCUUUUCAUCAUGAGCAAGGUCCCAUUGCCCUCUCUCCAUCACCCCAUGGAGACUGGAAAGACUGGGGAGAACAGGAACCGCCUGACCCAGAUCAUGCUGCUGAAAUCCCUUCUUCAGGUAUCCAUCGGCUUCCAGUGCAGCAACAUGCUGACUGCCCUGCCUAGCUCCUUCCUGGACCGGCUUCUUUCUGCUGCUCUCAUGGAGGAUGCUGAGAUCCGCCUCUUUGUCCUGGAGAUCCUCAUCAGCUUCAUUGAUCGUCAUGGCAACCGCCACAAAUUCUCCACCAUCAGCACCCUCAGUGACAUCUCUGUCCUAAAACUGAAGGUGGACAAGUGCUCACGGCAAGACACCGUGUUCAUGAAGAAGCACUCUCAGCAGCUCUACAGACACAUCUACAUGAGCUGCAAGGAGGAGACUAAUGUUCAGAAACACUACGAAGCUCUCUAUAGCAUGCUGGCGCUCAUCAGCAUCGAGCUGGCCAACGAGGAAGUGGUGGUGGACCUCAUUCGCCUCGUGCUGGCUGUCCAGGAAAUAGCCCAUAUCAAUGAAGAAAAUCUGCCUGCAUACAACCGCUGUGCCCUCUAUGCUCUGGGAGCUGCCUACUUGAACCUCAUCAGUCAGCUUACUGCUGUGCCUGCUUUCUGCCAGCACAUCCAUGAGGUAAUAGAGACGAGGCAAAAGGAAGCACCAUACUUGCUCCCAGAAGACAUCUUUGUGGAGAGACCCAGGUUGUCCCAGAGCCUAGACCAAGUGGUGAUUGAGCUCCUCUUCCGUCAGAGUAAGAUCAGUGAAGUCCUAGGGGGCAGUGGCUACAAUUCUGAUAGGCUCUGCACACCUUACAUCCCUCAACUGACAGAUGAAGAUCGCUUGUCCAAGAGGAAGAGCAUUGGUGAAACCAUUUCCCUUCAGGUGGAGGUAGAGUCAAGGAACAGCCCAGAGAAGGAAGAGAGAGUGCCCGCUGAGGAGAUUACCUAUGAGACCCUAAAGAAGGCCAUUGUGGAUAGUGUGGCAGUGGAGGAACAAGAGCGUGAGCGGCGACGGCAGGUGGUUGAGAAGUUCCAGAAGGCACCUUUUGAGGAGAUUGCUGCCCAUUGUGGGGCCCGGGCGUCACUGCUGCAGAGCAAACUCAACCAGAUCUUCGAAAUCACCAUCCGACCUCCCCCAAGCCCAUCUGGUACCAUCACAGCAGCCUACGGCCAGCCACAGAACCAUUCCAUCCCCGUCUAUGAGAUGAAAUUCCCUGAUCUGUGUGUAUACUGAGUGCCAAGAGUCAGAGGUCCUAUGGAGGAUGGGUUUGGGGAAGGUGAUCCCCACCCCCAUCCCCUACAGCAUGGAAUCCUAACUGAGAUCUCAGGCGAGAAAUAUAACUUCCAAAUGGUGGGCACCUUCCUGAGAAUGAAGUUCCUUCAACCCUUCUCUUCCUUCUGCUCUACCAUCCCAGCUUUGCCACACUGUCUUUCAGGCCCUCUGUGCCAGUGGGAGUCUACCCUGCCCACUCUGCCUUGCCUUCUGUGUCAUUUGGGGUCCUUUAUGAGGAGAGAUUUGAAGGUUCUCUCCAAAUAAGGGCCAGAGAGCCUUGGUAAUCCUUUGGUUGAUGAGUUGGAGGAAUUUUUUUUUCUUGGGGUGGAGCCUCUGAACCAUCCGUGGACAGGCUGUCAGGGUCCUGCCAAGGAUCUCAGUGGCUUUUGAGCCCAAUUUAACACCUGGGGUUGAACAGAAAAUGGAAAUAAGGAAGGGAGGCAUCCGACCUCUUGGGCAGCAUUGCCUAGAAAAAGGAAAGUGUUGGAGGUCUCUCUCUAGGAAUUUCCCAGCUACCAAGUGGAAGUUUGGAUCUCCCCCUAACAGAGCUGCUUCAGAAGGGGUGAGGUAUACUGAGAGUUUCAUCCUCACUGAGCAACAGACUGAAGUCCCUUCUGCCUGAUGUGAAAAGUCACCACAUAAAUGGGCCCAGGGGCUAGGCAGAAGGGAAUGGGGUGCCUUAGGAAUUUGGAGGAAAAUAGAGUUGGGACCAUGGCAGCUCUAAGAGCAGAAUCUGAAAGGAAGCAUGGGACAUCCUUUCUGGGGAUGCUAGUGCUCAACAAAUAGUUGAUACCAGCAAUUUUUCCUAACUCUUGUUCAUCCAUAAGAGUUGCCCUGGACCAGUCUCCUCUCAAAUGGCACAGGACCCUUGGAACCAGGGUUUAGAGGCAUUAUGGGAACCCAAAAUGAAAUUAAGGGCAAAGUCUAAUCUAAUGAAGGGAAAUAAAAUCUGGCAAGAUUGUGGGAUUGGGGAGAGGGAGCAAGGCCAUCUUCAGCCUUGACAUUGCUAGGGAGGCAAAUACAUUGCAUCCUGGGAGUCCUGUAUCAUGAGAAAUUAUAUCACAGAAUGCUCCCCAAUGACCCCCUUUCAUAGUAGGCAGCGAUGGGAAAACCAUCUCUACCUAGCUCCACCACCAAGAGUGGUCCCUCUUGGCUCUCUUACCAUCUCUACCCUGCCUGGGAUACUGGGUUAUGGUGUCUCCUUGGUCUCUCUUCCUGGAGGUCAUAGGCCUAUCGCUGGAGGUUCUAGGCUUGAGGGCAGGACAAGAGGUGGCUCAAGACAAUUGACACUCUCCAAAAAGGCAGGGGAUGACAGGAUGCCCCAAUGCCCUGCCCUGAAUCAUUCCCUCAUAGGGAAAGUUAUUUGCCCUGCCCUGGGCAUAGGGUCCUUGGGACUAUCAUUCCUAUAAAAGGAGUUUACCUGCUAGCACUGAGAAUAUUGUAUGUAUCUACCAAGGAAUGAGUGGGCCAGUUGUAUGAUUUGGGAGCGCAGUGUGCAAGCCUGUGUAUGUGUGGGAGGUAGGGUGGGGGAGGGGAAAUGUACAUAUGUCUUUUGGAUAAAGUCUACACAUAUAUUUUAUCCAAAUGAGGUAGUACCUCUGGACUCCAGAGUGCAACAGAAGCUUCUUCGAAUUCUAGAUUUUUAGGUGCCCCAUGUACCCUGCACCUUGUUAGGUACCCAAUAAACUUUUUAUAAAUGA
Messenger RNA from Vombatus ursinus (common wombat), 4396 nucleotides. RefSeq names its product EFR3 homolog B (gene EFR3B). The transcript has 23 exons. Gene Ontology annotation, biological process: protein localization to plasma membrane. The coding region runs from base 204 to 2657 and encodes 817 amino acids. NCBI's taxonomy places the organism in Eukaryota, Metazoa, Chordata, Mammalia, Diprotodontia, Vombatidae. The record is from RefSeq and is a predicted model, not a curated record. Gene Ontology annotation, cellular component: plasma membrane.